This is a messenger RNA of Closterium sp. Yama58-4, 1353 nucleotides long. The record is from the annotation of a GenBank genome assembly. Lineage: Eukaryota; Viridiplantae; Streptophyta; Zygnematophyceae; Desmidiales; Closteriaceae.
GUCGGAGCUGGGAUCGGAGGUGCAGGUGGCGGGGGCAAGGACAAGCCGCACUAUCUCGUGGCAAUGGUGGUGCACCACCUCAACAGGUCCUCCAACAUCUCGCUCUACGAGUGUCGCCAGUGGGUUGAGUACUACAAGUAUGCGGGCGUCUCACAUGUCGUGUGGUACGACACGGCUACCGACUCCCGGGACUCUAUUGAGGCAGCAUGGCGGCCAUACAUCCGGGACGGCUUCCUCACGCUGCACUCCUUCCGCCACCUCUUCCCCUCCUUCGACCCGCAAGGCUUUGCCUCCAAGGACGACCAGGCGACCCUGCACUUGCUGACCACGCACGGCCCGCAGGCGGCCUGGUUUGUGCGUGUGCCGGUGUCGUCCUUCCUGUUUGCGCCCGGGGACGUGAAGCCGGGCUUCCUGGACCGGUUCCUGCGGGAGUACGAGGCGCACAGGCCACAGGCGUCACAGCUGCUGCUGCAGAUGCUGCACUUCGUGGGGCCUGGCGAGCGCCCCCUUCCCGCCCUGCUCUUGGAGCGAUUUGUGCAUCGCACAGAGCAGACAAUGGGGGCGUCCCUGCAGCCAUUUGCACAGAUGACUGCGGUGGUGAAGCCGGACAGUGUGCUUCGUCUGUUCUGGCACCACCCGCAUCACCUGGAGAUGAGCAAGGGGGAUACUGUGGUGCUGCCAGCAGCGCUGCUACGUGUGCACUCGUUUGAGAAAGCGGUUACAGGGGAAGGGAUGGAAGGUGAGGAAGUGGUGGCUGAUACGUCAAUGCUUCCUAUUGCAAUUGAUUUGAACCAAAUGCUUAACAAGGACUCGGGUGAUGCUGCGCGUCGCAUGGCGUCUUCCUCAUCAGUCCCUUUCUUAGCGUCGUCUUCCCUUAACGGCGCCAUCGCGUCGCGCCUUUCCGAUACGUCUCAGGCCGAGCCAUCCCGAACCACAGCGUACGAAACGGACAGACUAACCCUAGCCACCGCGACGCGCAUGACUCCCGCAAUGGACGGGCAAGCCGUGGGCGAGAGAAUGUACCGACGGAAGCGCCAGCGGGCUUCGUUAGGCGGCAGCGCCAUCUCCGAUCAGGACUCCGAAGACGCGUCCAAUGCGGCGGAAAGUCAAGGCCCAUGGACCUGGCCUCAUCGGUCGAAGCAAGCAGCGAAAGCGGUUACCGGGGAUGACGUUGGAAGGAUACUCUUUGGCAAGCCGUCGCCUCAGGAGGAGGAGACUCCCAAGCAGGUGGAGCUGCGGUCCAAGUGGCUGGAAGACAGAAAGCCCGUGACUCGCAGUGGAAGGGCCGCCAAGGAGAAGGCAGCUGCUGCCGCGAGACUGGAGGUGGAGGAGCAGAGGAAGGAGGAAAAAUAA